GAUGGAUUUUUCCACACCUUGCAAAGUGACCUACUCAUUCUCUUGUGUCCUUCAUACAUAGGGAGGGAUAAUUCUAAUAGGAUAUUGCUUUUUUCUGUUUCUGGAACGCAAUAAAAAUGAGUUUGGGCGUUUGGGUCAUGUUUUUACUGCUCCCAUCUAUUAUUUGCUGCUCUGCCUGUUUACAAGAGGAACGAAAUUCUCUCUUGGAUUUCAAACGAGGCAUUAAUUUCACUUAUUACAAAGAAUACCAGUUAAAGCAGCCGCUGGAAUCGUGGAGAGGGUUGAACUGCUGCACUUGGGAAGGAGUGGGCUGCCACCCACACACUGCCCAUGUCAUCACCUUGGAUCUCACCUUGGAUCUCAGUGGCUAUUUCAUUCAAUGGAGUGAAGUUCGAGGGGGGCUAUUCCAACUCCUACAUUUGGAGCACUUGGACCUCUCUGACAAUUACUUCACCUCUCUUUCCAUUCCUCCACAAGUUGGAGAAUUAAGGAGAUUGAAGUAUCUGAGCUUAUCUGACUGUCAAUUUAGUGGCCGAAUUCCAAGAGAGUUGGCUAAACUGCAGCAAUUGGAGUAUAUGAUCUCCAUGGUGGCAUUCCAACGGAGAUGGGUAACAUGUCCGCCUUGAAAUACCUUGACCUCUCUUGGAAUGAUGGUUUGCAGAGCAACAAGUUGGGUGAGUUGAUAACACAUUUGAGAGGGUUGGAGCAUCUUGGACUGAGCGACAUGAAUCUCACUAUGGAAGGAGAUACUUCUUUGGGAGGAUACUUGGGUUCUCUCACCAAUCUCACCGCACUUUACAUGAACCAUUGCGGGCUUUCAGGAGAAAUUCCUCCCUACUUUGCAAAUCUCUCACGGCUUCAACAAUUGGAACUUUCGGAAAAUUCAUUCAGAGGUAAGAUUCCUACCUUUCUUGGAGAUCUCCCGCUGUCAAGUCUUGAUCUUUCUUCGAACAAUUUGGAAGGCUUUAUUCCCUCCUCUUUAGGUGUCCUCUCCAAUCUGGAGUAUCUUUAUCUGAGUUCAAACAAAUUAAAUGGCAGCAUUCCGUCUACUCUAGGCAAUCUCUCAGCCCUGUAUGAACUUGACUUGCAUAAUAACUCCUUAAGUGGUCCAAUCCCAACUUCCUUUGCUAACCUAUCCAAGCUAGAGUGGCUUAAUUUAGCCAAUAAUAGAUUAAAUGGAACUUUCUCAUUCUUUACUUUAAAUUUCCCCGAUCUUAUUGUUUUGGAUCUCUCCAGCAAUACGUUGACCGUAAAAAUCAGUGCCUCUAUCAUUCCCAAAUUUCAGCUUGGCUACUUAGGUUUACAUGAAUGUAAUAUUAGAGGAAAUUUUCCUACAUUUAUUUCAACCCAAUAUGGCAUUCAAUAUUUAGAUUUGUCAAACAAUUCUCUUAGUGGCUUUAUUCCAAAUUGGCUUUGGGGAUUCACAUCUAUUAGGUACAUAGAUCUUUCAUAUAAUUUAUUCAAUGGAUCAAUUUCAAAAUCAAUUAACAAAUAUACACAAAAUCUUCAAUUUCUUUCACUAGCCAAAAAUAAUCUUAAUGGUCCUAUUCCAAAUUCUAUCUUUAAAUUGAAGAGUUUGAAUAUUUUAGAUUUGUCAAAUAAUAAGUUUAGUGGUAGAAUUCCCCAAUGUUCGAAGAAUUGCUCCAUGUUGUCUGUCUUAAAUCUAGAGAGGAAUAACUUAGAAGGAAUGAUACCAAGUAUAUGUAAGGGAAUGAAUUCUCUUGAGACAUUAAAAUUGGGAGACAAUGCACUUGAAGGGUAUGUUCCAUCGUCUCUUGCAAAUUGUAGAAAUCUACAAAUCCUUGAUUUGAGAAACAAUCAUUUGCAAGGGAACAUCUCAAAUUGGGUUAAAACCUUGCACAAUCUCCAAAUUUUGAUUUUACAAAAUAAUAAUUUCAAGGGUACAAUCCCAUUGCAAUUAGCAAAAUUGCAAAAUCUUCAAAUUUUGGAUAUGUCAAAAAAUAAAUUUUCAGGGAUCAUUCCAAAAGACUUUAUGAAGUUAACCACAAUGGCUAAUCAAUCUGAAAAUAUGGAAAUAUUUGAACAUGAAACUCCCAUUUCUCUAACAUCAAACUAUUAUAUAGAUGAAAUAAUAGUUUACAAUAAAGGACAAGAGAUGGAGUUUGUGAAAAUUUUGAGAUUAGUAAAAUGUCAUGACCUCUCUAGUAAUAACUUGUCAGGUGACAUUCCUCAGAAUAUUGGAUCCCUCAAAGGUUUGAUUAUUCUUAACAUUUCAAGAAAUCAUUUCAGUGGUGAGAUUCCUAAAUCUAUUGGAGAGAUGACACUACUUCAAUCACUUGAUCUUUCACAAAAUGGAUUGUCAGGGGCUAUUAUUACUGAGCUACAACUUCUCACGUCCUUAAGUUUCUUUAAUGUAUCCUAUAAUAACCUAUCAGGGAUGAUACCACAAGGAGGACAGAUGAUGACAUUUGAUUCUACAUACUUCUCCAAUAAUUCAGGUCUAUGUGGUCUACAAAUAUAUGUGCCAUGUUCAAGUAACCCUCCCAAUUCUCCAAAGGUACAUGAAGAAAAUAAUGAAGAUUCAGAGGAUGAUUUCUGGUGGGAUAUGGGAAUGGCAAUAGGCUAUGUAGUUGCCUUUUCAAUUGUAAAUGGAAUGUUGUGGCUCAACAAAAAAUGGAGUGUCCCAUGCUUCAAAUUCAUGGAUAACAUUAUUAUCUCUCUAUUUGAAACAUGGAGAGAGCAUUUGUAUUCUACAAGGUAGGAUCAACUUGUUAAGUUUGUGGUCCAAAUAACUUAUAUUUUAUGGUAUAAGCUUUUUGUUACAAUAAAAUGAAA
Messenger RNA from Cryptomeria japonica (Japanese cedar), 2796 nucleotides. RefSeq names its product receptor-like protein 49. The transcript is spliced from 2 exons. The coding region runs from base 605 to 2722 and encodes 705 amino acids. Gene Ontology annotation, molecular function: protein binding. The record is from RefSeq and is a predicted model, not a curated record. Lineage: Eukaryota; Viridiplantae; Streptophyta; Pinopsida; Cupressales; Cupressaceae.